Molecule: messenger RNA, 624 nt
Organism: Cylindrotheca closterium
Lineage: Eukaryota; Bacillariophyta; Bacillariophyceae; Bacillariales; Bacillariaceae
Source: the annotation of a GenBank genome assembly
AUGAAGACUCCAAAGGUAAUAUUCGACAACGACAGAAUUCGUGUCAGUGAUCUUCGGCUGUCUCCAGGUGAGUCGUCUAAGGUGACUUUCACGCAUCCGACGGUUCGUUGGCAGGUGGAUGAAGGGCUUGAUAAGACAGGUCCAAUCGCCGACAAACAGGUCCAUUUUCAAGAGAAUGACUCGACCUGUGAGUUGCACAAUGUGGCGCCGGAUUCUAUUCUUCGACAAGUGUGGUUCGAAAUCAAGAAAGAACCUCGAAGGUCAGAAGAAAAAACAAAGGAAAUCCUUGCAAAUGCAGUGUAUUCCACAAAUGUCGGAACGGAGCUCCUGUUCGAGAAUAGGUGGUGUCGGGUGUGGGAUUUCUGCCUUGGGAUUGGAGAAGGAGACCCAUCUACACCACAUCAUCAUGUUUUGGACUAUGUAUACAUAUAUGUUGCACCUGGAAGACUUCUUGGCUACAGGCAUGAUGGCACUCCUGGCCUCUUUGAUUCUAUUAAUGAAGAUGGUGAUGUAACAUGGAAUGAUAUUCCUGAUGGGGCAGAAUUGGAUCCAGAAUAUGCGCAUGGAGGAAAGAAUGGAUACGGUCAUUUGCCAAUGAGAGAGUAUCUUGUAGAAUUGAAAUAG